GAGAAUAGAAGCGGUGGCAACUCGGCUUAGCAGGUCAGGGGGCUGCCGGCGUGAGGUAUAUAGCUGGGUGAUAGUGUCGCUGCGUGUCAGUUCCGUGUGUGUGUGUCCAGUCAGUCUACAGGAGUCCGUGGCGGCGGGUGCACCACGCAAAAUGAAGAUAAUCUGGGUGUCCUUAUUGCUGGCGGGCCUCUGUCUGGCCAAGGAGGAGGAAGGUGCUGAUGGUCUCCAGGAAAUAGAAGGAAGGAGAAUCCAGAUGAGGGCCAGCCUGGGGGGUGUAGGCGACAAGCUCACGUCAUCGUCCGUGGUGGUGCCUUCCAUUGACUUGCAACAUCUGCUGGACGAGAAGAACGAUCUGCUAACGAGUGCCAUCCAGCCUGAAUUGUCUCCCGAGGACCUACUUCUGAAAAUCGGCAACGUCAUCUCUUUCCUCGGCUCCGCUACCGAUGAUAAGGAUCCCUUGGCUCAUUUAGGCACCGGUGAUCCUUUGACUAUUGACGAUCACGGCAUCCUUGGUACACUUUCCACUCUGCUGGGCCUCGCAGGGGGCGUUGAUGGAGGCGGCAGCAAGCUGGCUACGUUUGUGUCCGUCGUCAAUGUGCUCAAAACGACAGUUGUGGAUCUGGGCGCACGUGGCCUCGAGAUUGCUAACUUUAUUCUCGCCAUCAUUGGUCUUGCUCUCAUUGUGGGGUACGUGGCCGGGAACGGUGGAGAUUUGGGUCCACUGGCCUUUGACUUCUCCUCCUCCUCCUCCGCGUCCCGUUCCCUCUCGGACAGCCCCGCGAUGGAUACGAUCUCCAACAUGGUUUACGAUGCCAUCAAUAACUUCAACUAUUAACGUGCAGGUGGCAGGCAGUUGUGCGGGAAUGGCGCACCUGCCAGCCUUCAUCUCAGACAUUUCCUUCUUACUUUAUUUAUUUUGGUAGCUAUUCAUCAUUCGGUCAUUCAUGGUCCCCACUGGAGGCUGGCCCUUCUACUGGGUGACGCAGCACAGUCCAUAUCGACGACCGCCGACCAAAGACACCGCGCCGAUGCACAAGGGAGUCUCCAGGACGCCCGCAACCACCGGCCGACGCCGACCCGACCUUCCGCUGACUGCACAGAACUAGUGACCUCGUCUGCAGGACUCACCUCGGUAUUCGGUGACCUUGAGUGAGUCUUGACUCAUGACCUCGACGUACCUGAAGCUCGCUAAAAGUGAUCGUUUCACUUGACAGCCAUGUACAUAUCCUGUAUAUUAGCACUUUAGCACUUUAUACGUCUUUCCCGAGCUCGCUGCGCCCCUGAAGCCGCUCACCACCACGAGGGGGGCGCCGCGCCUCGGCUGACUCAAUGUGACGCACCGCGACUUUGUGACGCAUAUGUUCGUAUUUAUCGUUGCUAUAUUUUUAUAUUUAACAUUCUUAACAAUCCAAUAAACUAUCAAACCUUUUUAA
Portunus trituberculatus (swimming crab) is the source of this 1433-nucleotide messenger RNA. RefSeq lists its product as uncharacterized. The transcript has 4 exons. The record is from RefSeq and is a predicted model, not a curated record. Bases 152 to 835 code for a protein of 227 amino acids. NCBI's taxonomy places the organism in Eukaryota, Metazoa, Arthropoda, Malacostraca, Decapoda, Portunidae.